Molecule: messenger RNA, 513 nt
Organism: Mytilus trossulus (common blue mussel)
Lineage: Eukaryota; Metazoa; Mollusca; Bivalvia; Mytilida; Mytilidae
Exons: 3
Coding region: 93-419 (108 amino acids)
Source: RefSeq, a predicted model, not a curated record
CAUAAAGUAGAGUACUUGAUAAAGUUAUAAGACACCAUAGAUUGAAGUUAAAAGUAUAGUUAUAACGACUUCUAAUAAACACAAAUAUUAUUAUGGGAAAUUUUAUAAAGCUAUCCUGUUUGGUGUAUUUUGUAACCAUAUAUUACUGUGUGGCGUAUUGUUUUUUUUCCACAACUUCCGACCGGAGAAUGUUUGGCUGCUAUAUUGGUGGACGUUACCUUUUUGCUGGACAAACAGGGACAUUUGGAUGUCACAUUUGUCAAUGUGGAAGACUCAAUGGAAGUUGUUGUUCAAUUGGAGGGUAUAUCACAAGUCACCCAGCUGAUUGCAAAAUUAUAAAAGAAGGAUGUUAUGAGAGAGUUGUCAAAAUCAGCGACGAGUCAGUAGAGUGUGGAAAUGUGACAGCAGUUGGAAGGUGAUUUAUCAAGUGCAGAGUAUUUGUUUGGGAAAAGAACAGACACGAUUUCAGAUUAUAAAAUUGAUGUAAUAAUUUAAAUAAAUUCUGACUGCAAC